Eruca vesicaria subsp. sativa (arugula) is the source of this 994-nucleotide messenger RNA. NCBI's taxonomy places the organism in Eukaryota, Viridiplantae, Streptophyta, Magnoliopsida, Brassicales, Brassicaceae. The record is from the annotation of a GenBank genome assembly.
AUCACCCCUACUUUAUGCUUUCUUACUUACAAACGAAGAACCCAAUAAAAUAAAACAAAAUAUAAUUGGAAGAAAAGAGAGCAUCUGAGAGUAGUAGAAGAAGAAGAAGAUGAUGAUGGAGAAGAGAAAGAUGGUGAUGUGUGGUGUGUUAUCACUUCUUGGUUUGUUAUCUGCUGUUACUGCCUUCGCUGCUGAAGCUACCAGAGUCAAGAAAUCUCAGGUGACGGUUACCAAAGUGGAUUCUGUCGCACGAUGCUCUUACAACAGAAGUCCAGCUUACAAUCUCAGCUUCGCUUCAGCUAUCUUUCUAAUGAUGGCUCAGAUAAUCGCCAGCGUCGGUAGUGGUUGUUUCUGUUGUAGAAAAGGUCCUUCUCCCACCAGAACUAAGUGGAUUCUCGCCUUAGUCUCCUUUAUUGUUUCCUGGUUCACUUUUGUGCUAGCUUUCCUCGUGCUACUAACUGGAGCUUCACUCAACGAUGAACACUUCGAGGAGACAACCAACGCCACCAGCUACUUCUGCUACGUUGUGAGACCAGGCGUUUUCUGUAUCGGUGCUCUCAUUUCUCUUUUCACUGUAGGUCUCGGGAUUGUCUACUAUCUAUGUUUGAAUUCGGUUAAGCAAAACGUUUCUGCUGCCACCACAACGACGCCGGUUAACCAAGGAAUAGCGAUGGGACAGGCUCAGAUUCCACAGAGAGUAGAAGAUCCCGUCUUUGUUCAUGAAGAUACUUACAUGAGAAGACAAUUCACUUAAAAAAAAAAAAUACAGAACAAGGCUUGCUUGUGAAUCACGUUAGGGGUUUAGAAGGGUAUUUUAGAUUAAAAAAGGGCUUUGUGCUUGUUUUGGUUUUUAUCUUGUGUGAACGUAAGACUAUAAGAGAGACUUGGUAGCUGGAUUAAUGAAUGAUGAUUAAUGUUGUUGGAAUGUUAUAAUCAUAGAGUACCCAAACAAAGUCAUUUGCUAUCGUCUUGAAGUGUAUAGUUUCUCCUUUUC